AUGGGGGCGGCUGAGGCGGCGGCUGAGGCGGCUGAGGCGGCGGCUGAGGCGGCUGAGGAGGCGGCUAUCCCAGUGAAACUGAGUCGCAAAAAGUACAGGGCCGCCCUGAAGAAGGAGAAACGAAAGAAACGUCGGCAGGAACUCGCUCGAUUGAGAGACGCAGAGGAGGAUGAGGAAGAUGACACUUUGACUGAAGAACAACAACUAGAAGAAGAGAAGCUGUUGGAGAGAGAGAGGCAAAGAUUACAUGAGGAGUGGUUGCUGAGGGAGCAGAAGGCGCAAGAAGAAUUCAGAAUAAAGAAGGAAAAGGAAGAGGCAGCUAGAAAACGGCAGGAAGAACAAGAGAGAAAGUUAAAGGAAGAAUGGGAAGAACAGCAGAGAAAAGAGAGAGAAGAGGAGGAGCAGAAACUACAGGAGAAGAGAGAAAGAGAGGAAGCUGCGCAGAAGAUGCUGGAUCAGGCUGAAAAUGAGUUGGAAAAUGGUGCCACAUGGCAAAACCCAGAACCACCCAUGGAUUUAAGAAUAAUGGAGAAAGAUCGAGCUAAUUGUCCAUUCUACAGUAAAACAGGAGCUUGCAGAUUUGGAGAUAGGUGUUCACGUAAACAUAAUUUCCCAGCCUCGAGUCCCACCCUUCUUAUUAAAAGCAUGUUUACAACGUUUGGAAUGGAGCAGUGCAGGAGAGACGACUAUGACCCUGACGCCAGCCUGGAAUACAGUGAAGAGGAGACCUACCAGCAGUUCCUGGACUUCUAUGACGAUGUGCUACCGGAGUUCAAGAAUGUGGGGAAAGUGAUUCAAUUCAAGGUCAGCUGCAACUUGGAACCUCAUUUGAGGGGCAACGUGUAUGUUCAGUACCAGUCGGAAGAAGAAUGCCAAGCAGCCCUCUCUCUGUUUAACGGGCGAUGGUAUGCAGGACGACAGCUUCAGUGUGAAUUCUGUCCAGUGACCCGGUGGAAAAUGGCCAUUUGUGGUUUAUUUGAAAUACAACAGUGUCCAAGAGGAAAACACUGCAACUUUCUUCAUGUGUUCAGAAAUCCCAACAAUGAAUUUUGGGAAGCUAAUAGAAAAACCUACCUGUCUCCUGAUCAGACUGGUUUCUCCUUUGGUAAAAACUUGGAGAGGAGAGAACGGAUGGGCCACCAUGAUGAGUACUAUGGCAGGCCCAGGAGAAAAAGAAACCUUAGUCCAGAUUACUCCUACAUAAGAAAUGGGGAAAUUGAGAGGAAAAGAAGAAGUACUGACAGGGGGAAGAGAUCUCACAAACAUACAUCAAAGAAUCGUGAGAGGCACAGUUCACGAAGUAGAGAAAGAAAAAGGGACCACAGCUGGCCGGAGCAGCCGGAGCCGAAGCCAGAGCCAGAGCCAGAGCCGGAGCCUCAGGAGCCUCCGGAGCCAGAGCCAGAGUUCUUCUAGGUCCAGGAGUCGUGGCAGGAGAAGGUCAGGUAGUAGAGAUAAAAAUAUUCAAAGUCCCAAAUCCAAAUAAACCUGUUUUGUUCUUAAA
Molecule: messenger RNA, 1501 nt
Organism: Galeopterus variegatus (Sunda flying lemur)
Lineage: Eukaryota; Metazoa; Chordata; Mammalia; Dermoptera; Cynocephalidae
Product: U2 small nuclear ribonucleoprotein auxiliary factor 35 kDa subunit-related protein 2-like
Biological process (GO): mRNA splicing, via spliceosome
Cellular component (GO): spliceosomal complex; U2AF complex
Molecular function (GO): metal ion binding; pre-mRNA 3'-splice site binding
Source: RefSeq, a predicted model, not a curated record